GAAUGCAAUAAGGUAGAUUCCUGUCGCGGAGUCACGAAGCGACGCGGCAGGUACAGCAGUUCUCUACGCAAAAUGUGCCUGUGCUAAUUUUGCGAGUGCUGCUUUCCCACACAUCUACAGUACAUAAGCAAUCUCCCGCUUAUGUCGCCGCAUGUCGAUGUAUUGGGCGUCAAACUUUGAUAUGUAUAGACAACCAAUAUGGUGACGUCCACCCGGGGAUUAACAUGCGUUUAAAUGGGGCAAUGAGUUGUUUAAAAGUUCAGAUGUCGCUUACGUCUAUUCCAUUUAAAUGCAUCUUAAACCCAGGGUACUGUUGUCUGUACGCCACCAUAAUGGUCGUCUAUAUAUAUAUAUAUUAAAGUUUAACACGAAUGAGCUGCCAAGACAUGCGCGCAUACACAAGCAAACACAUACAGGCGAAUGCUCUUACGCACUAUUCCAGUAUCUCCUCGAGUCCCACAUUGCGAAAAGUUACUGCGAAAUCGUUCUUUCAUGCGUGUAUAUGUGCCUAUAUAAAACUGACUUAGGUGUUUUAUAGCUCGCAUACACAUACAACGAAAUAUGAGAGAGAAAAAGAGAGGUACACAUGUACACAGCCUCGUGCUUGUGUCUUAGUGGUUGUGCGUAAACGAGGAAAGGAAAGCACAUAAAACUGCAUUAGUAGCGAUCUGGCAGCGAAGGUUGUGUUACACGCGAAAAGCGCUCGAGUUUAAUAUAAAGGAAAAAAACAAAAGUUACGUGUAGCACUACAUACAAUAUGUCGCUGGCGAUUUUCUCAGCGAUUAAUAGAUAAUUGCUAAAACUGUGAGACAGUGUGUGUGUGUGUGUGCUCUACACCCCGUGAGUAGCUGCUGCUGCGUUCAAAAAUUCCAUUCGCGAGACGAUAUACAAACACACAUUUCAAGAAGUCUCAAUACUCGCGAAGAGAAAGUUUUCCUUUCUUUCGUUAUUCGGAUAUCCUUUAUACGGACGUGUGUGUAUAUGUGUAGCUUCAUCGUUACGGGCUCGCUUAGCUUCUGCUUUUGGAUUUUACGGAACGCAUAAGUAUGAAGACAUGAAAACUCAUACACUGCCGAAUUGAAACAUGCGUGACAUAACGAAGCAUUCUACGUGAUAACGUGAUAUAAGGAGCAGCUAUAUUGACUCUACAGUGUCUCUCAUAAUCAAUUAAUCGCUACUCCUACCUCGCAGAAACUUCGCAUUUUUUCCUGCUCUUUCGAAACGCCUCGACUUCUGCUGCCCGUUGAAAGAAUUCCAAACUUAUUUUUAUUAUUAAAAUUAGCACAACUUCAAUAUGGGGCUCCUGUUUGCGAAACUAUGGAGUUUCUUUGGAAAUGAAGAACACAAAAUUGUAAUGGUUGGCCUCGAUAAUGCUGGCAAAACCACUAUUCUUUAUCAGUUUUUGAUGAAUGAAGUUGUUCAUACAUCGCCUACUAUAGGUUCUAAUGUUGAAGAGGUUGUGUGGAAAAACAUUCAUUUCAUAAUGUGGGACCUGGGUGGUCAACAAAGUUUACGAGCAGCUUGGUCAACUUAUUACACUAAUACAGAGUUCAUUAUUGUUGUCAUCGAUAGCCAAGACAGAGAACGAUUAGGAAUUAUCAGAGAAGAACUUUACUCAAUGCUUGAAAGGGAUGAACUUAGUAAGGCAGCUGUUUUAGUAUAUGCCAACAAACAAGACCUAAAAGGAAGCAUGACUGCUUCUGAAAUUUCAAGACAGCUAGAUUUGACAUCUAUUAAAAAGCACCCUUGGCACAUACAGAGUUGUUGUGCGCUAUCAGGAGAAGGGUUGUAUCAAGGAUUAGAAUGGAUUGUGGAGAGAUUGAAGAAAUCAUGACGAUACAAUUACUAAAAAUAAGGAUUAAUAUAGAGUAUAAAGUAUGAAAAAAUGCAACUGCUUUCAGAAGUCAAAAAUACUGAAGACUAUCAAAAAUUCCAACAUCCUGAAAUGAUGAAUUUAGUUUUAUCAUUCCAGGAUCUAUUUUAUUGUGUAAAUUUGUUAUUGACUAGAAAAUUUUCUGUUUAUAAUUCCAGUUCAAGAAAGUGACAAAACAUUUUGAAUCAUAGUUAAUUAGAGACACACUUGCCCAGAAUGGUACUUUCAUGUAUAUAGUUUUGAUAAUUGCACAUAAUGAAGAGCUUCUGCUGUAUAAAACUUAAAUGUACAUUGAUGUACAUUGAUUUGUCGAUAUUGACAAAGUAAUCAAGAGUUAUCUUUCUGUGUGUUUUCACUAUGAGUAAAGUAAAGAACUAAAGACUUUCUGACAAGGUUAAAUGUGCAUCCAUUUGAGAGCAUAAAUGAUAAAAUUAUUUAAAAAGCAAGUUAUAUGUAUACUCUGUGAUACACAUCAAAUUUUCGGUAAAACAGCCAUCUUUUUUUACAAAGAUUUUAUUUCAACUGUAACAGUAUUAAAUAUGACCAAAAAUUUGAACUAGUGAGAAGAGUUGACAUCUCCACUCCUUGUUCAUUCAUAUUUCUUACGAUAAACGUCACAGUAUGAAAAAUUUUAUUUUACUUACUUAGUAAUCUGGUAGCUAAAUCAUUUGAUAAAGAGAAGGCUGUCUUAUCUCGUAAUUGUUCGAAAUAUAGAUGCAACAGCUAGUUUUUUGUGACUAUAUGUCAAAUUUUACUAGCUCAAGAUAUGAUUUCAAGUCUAUUCUCAAAUUAGAAAAAUUCUAUAAUUGUUAAAGAGAUUAUCGAAAAUGGAAGACCAAUUGAAUAAUCUAGUAAUUUACUGUUUAGCUUGAAUGCAAAUGUAAAAAUGAGACAGUAUAAUUUUUUCUCAUAUUGAGAAAAAGAUCAUUUACGAUACACGUCAAUGAGAUUUUUCGUUUUUAAUGAUUUCAUUAAUUCUAAUAUUUUUACUUUUGAUACGAGUUCUCGUAUUUCCUCUCCAUUCAAUUGUUACUUUUAUCAUUCAUAUUUGUAAAUUAAAAUAUUUAUGUAUUAAUUGAAAAAAAAUUGAAACCAUUUUAAAUUUUACUCAUUGUAAAUCAUUGUAUCGCGUCGAAUUUUAUUAUAGAAUUUAAUUUGAUUAAGAAAAAAACCAACGUUAAUUCAUAAUAGAAAUAAAA
Molecule: messenger RNA, 3072 nt
Organism: Trichogramma pretiosum
Lineage: Eukaryota; Metazoa; Arthropoda; Insecta; Hymenoptera; Trichogrammatidae
Gene: Arl5
Product: ADP-ribosylation factor-like protein 5B
Exons: 3
Coding region: 1295-1834 (179 amino acids)
Biological process (GO): protein localization to Golgi membrane; intracellular protein transport; vesicle-mediated transport
Cellular component (GO): trans-Golgi network; cytoplasm
Molecular function (GO): GTP binding; GTPase activity
Source: RefSeq, a predicted model, not a curated record